CGCUCCUGCUAGCCAGCCAAUGGCAGCGUGCGGCCAGGCUCUCCCUCGCCCUUCCGGAGGGCCCCCUCAGCUGUGCUGGGUAGCAACGAUGGAUGCCGAGGUGCAACAGGCCCUCCUCAAUUAUUACUGCCAAGAAGGCUACUUCCACCACGUCCGGGCUGCGGCGGAUGAGGCGCUGGGGCGUGUGGGCAGCGAGCCGGUGUUCUUUUUCUACCGGGCCUACGGCGCCCUGAGGACAGGUGACAUCCAAGAGGGUAUUCGUCAGUUGGAGUCUAUUAAAAACAAACAGGAGGUGUCACUUUGUACAACGAUGGCUCUCAUUUAUGCCCAUAAAAAGAGCCCUAAUCCAGAUCGAGAUGCUAUUCUAGAGUUGGAUGCAAAAAUGAAGGAGCAACGUAAAACAGCAGGACAGCAGGCUCUGUAUUUUGCUGGCCUAUUUUUGUGGCAUCUUGGUCGUGAGGACAAAGCCCGUGAAUAUGUUGAUAGAAUGAUCAAAGUUUCCGGUGGUGGUAAAGAGGGGUUGAUUUUGAAAGCAUGGCUUGAUCUCACCUGUGGGAAGGAAACUCACAUCAAAAAAGCUGUGAAAUACUUUGAUGAAGCACUGCAGGAAGGCCGUGAUGUUUUUGCUCUGCUUGGUAAAGCACAGUAUUUUGAGGUCCGACAGAAUUAUUCAGGAGCUCUGGAAACUGUGAACCAGAUAAUUGCAAACUUUCCAAACUUCAUUCCUGCUUUCAUAAAGAAGAUGAAGCUACAACUAGCCUUGCAGGACUGGGAGCAGGCAGUUGAAACGGCACAUAGACUAUUGCAGAAAGACGCCCUCAAUUUAGAAGCCAUAAGAAUGGAGGCCCUGCAUUAUUUGUGCAGGGAGGGAAAUAUAUCUGAGGCUUCAGCAAGACUGGGAGACCUAGUUAAAGCACUGGACAGGUUAGAACCACGUAAUUCGCAGCUCUUCUGUAAAAUGGCUUUAGCUUUCAGUAGAACAUGUGGCCGGAACCAGCUCAUCCUUCAACAUACACAAACCUUAGUUGAAAAAGCAUCUGAUUUGGCAUCGGACAAUGCAGAAUUUGCUACUGAACUUGGCUACCAAAUGAUUUUACAAGGCAAAGAGAAAGAAGCUUUAAAAUGGUACAAGAUUGCGAUGACACUUGAUGAAACAAGUGUUUCUGCACUAACUGGAAUUAUCCGUUGUCAGCUAAUGCAAGGGCAAUUAGAAGAUGCAGAGCAGCAGUUGGAGUUUCUUAAUGAAAUUCAGCAGUCCAUUGGGAAAUCUGGGGAAUUAUCUUUCUUGCGUGCAGUCCUAGCUAUGAAAAAACAUAAGAGACAAGAAGAAGUUAUUGCCUUAUUGAAUGAUGUUCUGGAUACUCACUUUUCAUCUUUGCAUGGCUUUCCUCUUGGUGUAGAAUACUUUGAAAAACUAAACCCUGAUUUCUUGCUAGAAAUCAUUAGGGAAUAUCUUAAUUUUUGCCCAGCACAGCCUGCAAGUCCUGGGCAGUCUCCUUCACCACUUCUCAAGCACUGUGCUUCUGUUCUCGAAACUGUGGUAAAAACUGUGCCUGGUCUUCAACAAGCUGUCUUUUUAAUUGCAAAAGUGAAAUACUUGUCAGGGGAUAUUGAAGCAGCCCAUAGUAAUCUACAUUACUGUCUUGAAAGGAAUCCUUCUUAUGCAGAUGCACACUUACUGAUGGCCCAGGUGUAUUUGGCUCAAAACAAUACUAAACUAUGUUCUCAAUCUUUGGAACUUUGUCUGAGCUACAAUUUUGAGGUGAGAGAACAUCCUGUUUAUCACUUAAUUAAGGCCCAAACCCAGAAGAAGAUGGGAGAAUUAUCAGAAGCUAUUAAGACCUUACAGAUGGCAAAGAAUUUGCCUGGAAUGAGAAAACCUACAGCUUCCUCAAAAACUAAAGGAAAAAGAAUUGAAAUUCAUGCAAGUGAUCGUGUGUCUGUCUUCCUAGAGUUAGUAGAAGCUCAUCGUUUGAAUGGAGAACCACAUGAAGCUGCUAUAAUACUGCAAGAUGCCAUUAAUGAAUUUUCUGGAACUCCUGAGGAACUAAGAGUUGUGAUUGCAAAUGCAGAUCUGGCAAUUGCACAAGGAGAUGUUGAACAAGCCUUGACCAUGCUCCGAAAUAUUACACCUGAACAGCCUUACUUUGUACAGGCUAAAGAAAAAAUGGCAGAUGUUUAUCUUCAGUACAGGAAAGAUAAGAAGUUAUAUGCUGGCUGCUAUAGAGAGCUAGUAGAAAAACUGCCAAGUGCUCAUACUUUUCUUCUUCUUGGUGAUGCAUACAUGAAUAUUCAAGAGCCUGAUGAAGCCAUAGAAGUCUACGAGCAGGCCUUGAAGAAAAAUCCAAAAGAUCCAGCUUUAGCGAGUAAAAUUGGAAAAGCCCUAAUCAAAACGCAUAACUAUUCAAAGGCAAUCAGUUACUAUGAGGCUGCAUUGAGAAGCAGUCAACAGAAUUUCCUUUGCUAUGAUUUGGCUGAGCUUUUAAUGAAACUGAAGCAGUAUGAAAAGGCAGAAAAAGUACUUCAGCAAGCUUUAGAUCAUGAGCCUGUUAAUGAAUUGUCUUCUCUGAUGGAAGACGGACGUUACCAGGUGCUUCUGGCAAAAAUUUACAGCAAAAUGGAGAAGAUUGAUGAAGCUAUUGUUUCAUUACAACAGGCUCGGGAAUUACAAGCCAGAGUGCUUAAACGGGCUCAAAUAGAACAGCUGGAUGCAAUUCCUGCACAGAAGCAGUUAGCGGCUGAAAUUUGUGCUGAGAUUGCAAAACAUUCUACAGCCCAGCGAAACUAUGAAAAAGCAAUUAAAUUUUACAAAGAAGCUCUUGUUCACUGUGAAACCGAUAACAAGGCAAUGUUGGAACUUGCACGUUUGUAUCUUGCACAAGAUGAUACUGAUGCCUGUCAACAUCAGUGUUCCUUACUACUGAAGAAUGACCAAGAUAAUGAAGCAGCAACAAUGAUGAUGGCCGAUCUCAUGUUCAGGAAGCAAGAUUAUGAGCAAGCUGUCUUUCAUUUCCAGCAGCUCCUAGAACGCAAGCCAGAUAACUAUGCAACCCUUUCACAAUUAAUUGAUCUGUUAAGAAGAGCUGGGAAACUAGAAGAAGUCCCAAGAUUUCUUUUAAUGGCUGAAAAACAUUCUUCCAGAACAAAGCUUGAACCAGGAUUUCACUACUGCAAAGGACUGUAUCUUUGGUAUACAGGUGAACCAAAUGAUGCACUCCGGCAUUUUAAUAAAGCUCGAAAAGACAGUGACUGGGGACAGAAUGCAGUCUACAACAUGAUUGAAAUUUGUUUGAACCCAGAUAAUGAAACUGUGGGUGGUGAAGUCUUCGAAAAUCUGGAUGCUGACAUAGGUAAUUCAACAGAGAAGCAGGAGUCCGUGCAGUUGGCUGUAAGAACAGCAGAAAAUCUUCUGAAGGAACUCAAGCCUCAGACCAUUCAGGGUCACAUUCAGCUGCGAAUCAUGGAAAAUUAUUGUCUCAUGGCAACCAAACAAAAAUCAAGUGUUGAACGAGCACUGAACACUUUCACUGAAAUAGUAGUGGCUGAGAAGGAUCAUAUACCAGCACUUUUGGGAAUGGCCACAGCCUACAUGAUCUUGAAACAGACUCCGCGAGCCAGAAAUCAGUUAAAACGGAUUUCAAAAAUGAGCUGGAAUCCCAUUGAUGCAGAGGAGUUUGAAAAGAGUUGGCUUCUGCUUGCAGAUAUAUAUAUUCAAUCUGCUAAAUAUGAUAUGGCAGGUGAAUUAUUAAAACGGUGCCUUCGUCAUAACAGGUCAUGCUGCAAGGCUUAUGAAUACAUGGGAUACAUAAUGGAAAAGGAACAAGCAUAUAAGGAUGCAGCAUUAAAUUAUGAGAUGGCCUGGAAAUAUGGAAACCAAAUGAAUCCAACAAUAGGAUACAAGCUGGCUUUCAAUUACCUGAAAGGGAAGAGAUAUGUUGAUGCAAUCGAUGUUUGUCAUAAGGUCCUUGAAGCACAUCCAAACUAUCCAAAGAUCAGAAAGGAAAUACUUGACAAGGCCCGUGCAUCACUAAGAACAUGAAUAUUUUUUGUAUGGCUUAUGGACUGUUUCUUUAAUCUGACUUCGGAAACUAUGAAUGAAGUACUGCAGUGACAGAGACCAUAUCAGCACAAAAGUAUUGUGAAUAUUAUUAACUUAAUGAUACUAGAGAUCUGGAUUAUUUUAAAGAAAAAUCUGCAGCCCUGAAAGGAAUUGUGUUUAUUCUUAUUCAGGAGAGAAUACUGCUUACAUGUGUGCUAUGUAAAGUGUCAUCCAGCAUCAUAAAAAAGUGUCAUCGGCAUUAUAAAAAUGUUUUAGAGCAUACAACUUAGUAUUUUGGCUUGUCCAUUUGAAAUAGCACUGAAAACAACAGCCUAUCCUAUCUAGUGCAGGUGCAUUGUUAAGAUGCUGGAUUUCAGUUUGUGUAAACCAUUUAUUCAUAAUUAUAGUGUAAUCUUUAUUACUGCAGGUAUAUUUCUAAAGUAUGGGUUUUUAUUUUUACAUAUGUUAUAAGCACGCUUUAUUUUUUUAAUCUUGAAAAACCAGCUACAUACAUCAUUCUCAGUGGAACUUACAUUUUUAAUGAAAAUCUAAUAUUUAAAAAUAAGACCUUAUGUAAAUAUUCAGUAAAUGCUUUUAUAGAUCAUGCAAGUCUUACACAGAAUUUAUUUUCUAUUCAUGCUGUCUAUUAUCCACCUGUCAGAUUUCCAUGAAGAGAAAUGUUUGACAUUUUUAAUUUGGAGUGUUUAGUCUUUCAGCAUUGUAUGUGUAGACAGUAUAGUCAUAUGUGCAGAAGUCAGCACUUAUUUUGUUUAAUCCAUAUAAAACACCUUUCUGGAGAAAUCGUUUUGAUUACAGGGGAUUAUGAUCUUGUCUCACAUACGGAAUGUACCUGUGGAUCUUUAGGGAGGAACAGCAUGUCAUCAAUGAAUGAGAGAAAGGAGAAGAAUCAGGAGGUUUUUUCAGUGAUGUAGAAUUUUUGAAAAAAUAGGUGCCUAACAAAAAACACUGUUACAUUGCUGUAUUUGGUUUUCAAGCAGCACUUGAUGUUGUAUGUAUUUGACUAGAAGAGUAAUGUUUUGGCAUGAAAAGAGAAUUCUUAAUACUAGUGAUUACGUUUCUUAAAAUAACCAAUUUCAGUUUCUUCCUUUUUUAGCUUUUCAUGUUGACGUUGUGUAAAGUCACUUUCAUUUGAUUUUGGGGGUUUCUUUUUUAUGUCAACUUAAUGUUAAGGCUCCAAAAGGGACCCUGUUUACAAUUGUAUCUAAUCUUGCUUAUCAAUAACUGGGUGCUGUAUCUCAGGUAACUUUAUAGCCUUGUUUCCUAAAUAGAUUGACAUGCAUCACUUACACAAUGAUGCUACCUACUGGUGGUUUCCAGGCUCUGCAUUCCAGUAACUUUUGAGUUGUUGGUCAGCCUAACUAAAAUUAAUAGAGGUGUCUCAGGACUAUAACACUUCUACAAGAUUUGUGUGAAUGUUAGAAUUGAGAAAAGACCCAAAUAAGUGGCCUCUCCUUCCCUAGGGAACCUUGAAACUUACGCUGUAGCCUUAUCCCUUCUGUUUGAGCACUGGCAAUCAGUGUGUACAUAACAGUACCAGGCACAGUACAGGCUCCAUAGUUUUUGCCUGCCAGUUGUGCAGUGUGAUAGAGGUCUGAGGAAGAAGGUUUAGGAGACUGGGGGAAAAACUGAUGGUAUGGGAGUGGAAGGAGGAACGUGGAAGGAUCUGGAAAAUGUGGAGGCUGGGGGGAACUGUAAGGGAGCUGGGCUGUGGGGCUCAGGAGACUAUGAAUUCUUCAACUAUGCUGUUUUGGGUUUGGUUUUUUUUCCCACUGCUAAAAGAAUAAGUACACAGGCCUUAUCAAAGCAGUUUCUAGUAAAACAACAUUUCUUUGUACACAGACCUGUUCAUAUAGGAUCAAUGUGGUUUUGCUUCCUCAAUAGCAUUGGAAUAACAUUUAG
This is a messenger RNA of Harpia harpyja (harpy eagle), 5959 nucleotides long. It is a transcript of the gene TTC21B, whose product is annotated as tetratricopeptide repeat domain 21B. Bases 20 to 4039 code for a protein of 1339 amino acids. Gene Ontology annotation, molecular function: protein binding. Gene Ontology annotation, biological process: intraciliary retrograde transport; protein localization to cilium. Gene Ontology annotation, cellular component: intraciliary transport particle A. The record is from RefSeq and is a predicted model, not a curated record. The transcript has 29 exons. NCBI's taxonomy places the organism in Eukaryota, Metazoa, Chordata, Aves, Accipitriformes, Accipitridae.